Falco peregrinus (peregrine falcon) is the source of this 3778-nucleotide messenger RNA. RefSeq names its product secretion regulating guanine nucleotide exchange factor (gene SERGEF). The record is from RefSeq and is a predicted model, not a curated record. Bases 43 to 1218 code for a protein of 391 amino acids. The transcript has 11 exons. Lineage: Eukaryota; Metazoa; Chordata; Aves; Falconiformes; Falconidae.
CGGCCUGCGGCGCGGCGGGAAGGGCUGCCGGCCGCCGGCCCCAUGGAGCCCGUGCUCUUCGCGUGGGGUGCAAACAGCUAUGGACAACUUGGUCUUGGUCAUAAAGAGGAUGUGCUGGUACCUCAGUCACUGAAAGAUGUUUCCUGCAAAUGUCAAGACGUUAAAAGCAUUACUGGAGGAGGGGGACAUUCUGCAGUUAUCACUGGUUCAGGAGGACUCUUUGUAUGUGGCCAUAACAAAGAUGGGCAGUUGGGAUUGAAUCACACAGAGGAUGUACUGUGUUUUACUUUGUGCACUGCCCUGUCUGGCUUUUGUGUAAAACAAGUUGCCUGUGGCUGGGAUUUUACAAUCAUAUUAGUAGGAUCUGGUCUAGUUCUGUCCUGUGGGUCUAACAAUUUUGGACAAUUAGGAGUUCCUCAAAUUUCAGGUCCGUGCUUGAUUCCACAAAAGAUUGAGUCUCUCAAAGAGAAGGUGGUGGAUGUUGCUGCAGGACUGAGACAUGCCCUUGCUGCUACAGAGAGCGGUUUGGUUCUUCAGUGGGGCACUGGCAUGGCGUCUCAGGCAAAGCGUGCAAACCAAGGAAAAACCCUCCCUCUGUUCUUGACAGCAAAGGAACCCUGCAAAGUAACAGGCCUGGAAGAUGUGAAGGUGAAGACAGUUGCUGCAAGCUCCUAUCAUUCGGUGUUACUCACAGAUGAAGGACACCUGUAUGUCUGGGGUAGCAACAAACAUGGGCAGCUAGUGAGCAAAGAGAUCUUUCUUACUGAGCCCAAGAAGAUUGAGACUCAUUUUUUCUCGCAUGAAAAGAUUGGAGCAGUUUGGAGUGGCUGGACCCACUUGGUGGCACAAACAGAUACUGGCAAGGUAUUCACCUGGGGCAGAGCGGACUAUGGGCAACUUGGAAGGCAUGUAGUGGUUCCCGAUGGGCAGGAGGCAUGCACAGCAUCUGAACAGCACUUGGAGCUGUUGGGUAACAUCCCUGUUUCAGUGCCUUGCCUAAAUGGAGCAUCUCAGAUCGCAUGUGGCUCAGAGCAUAAUCUGGCAGUGGUUGGUGGCCAGUGCUUCUCUUGGGGAUGGAACGAACAUGGGAUGUGUGGUGAUGGUACAGAAGCAAAUGUUCAUGUCCCAAAGCCAGUCAAAGCUCUUGGUUACACAAACCAGAUGUUAAUUGGAUGUGGGGCAGGACACUCCAUGGCCCUUUGUCAAACUCCAUAUUAGACUCAGCACACCUGAAAUCAUAGCAUCAUGGAUGGGGGUGGACAUCUUCGGACUGCAUAGCUCGGAAGUGCUGCAAGAGGACUGACCAUGAUUAACACAGUAGUUGGAAAGUGCAAAAGAUUUUUUUUCCUAAGACUAAAAGGCAUGAGUAUGCAUGGAAGACCAUAAUUUAAAAAUUGUUUCAUGAGUCCUUUUCACAGAAAUUGACUUUCUUACCCACAGAUAGAAUGACAAACAAUUUGCCUUACUGCAAUACUGUUGAAGAAAGAAUGACUUUUUCUUGUUCUUCUGAGAAGUCUUUGAGGAAGAAAGCAAUUGCUUAAUUGCUUAUCAUUGGUGUAUAAAUUCAGUCUGAGGAAAUGGUCUGAGAAGGUGGAGACAUAGGGCCUCCUCUGGUCUUUUAUUAUUGUAUCUUUAUGUCAUGAUGAGCAUGUGUUGCACCUGCCAGUUCCUACUGAAUGAAGUUGUGAGCUCCCAGCAUCACAGAAAAUCCAGUUUGUGUCACAGAAAUGCCAGUAAACAUUAACAGAUACAUAGACAAAUUUUAAACAGAAGAUUAGGACUUAAAAGGCAGCUGGCAAAAGAGGAAAAUGAGCCCCUUCUCAACUAGCUAUAUCUUGAUUAAACUGUGAAAGGAACAUUAUUUCUGAGGAAUUAUCUUCUGUGCCAGGCAUCAGUUUAUUCCAGAUUUACAGGGAUGCAGGUCCGCAUAAAUUAUCAUCAACUUGUAAAUCAAGUGUGAGAUUUCUGAAGCUGCUGCUUAGGGAAGAAGUUCUAAGAGCCCUUGGAAACAAUAGAAAAGUUCUUGUCAAAGGGUGUAAGUCAGUUGUAGCUGUUGAUCCAACGUAGCUCCUGUGCUUCUAGCUGCCUUUGAAUAGGAAGACAUCAAAAUCUAAACAGGAAGUUUUACAAGUUCUCCAGCCUGAGGCAGACCAGAGCGCUGCUGAUAAUUUCAUGUUAGUUCUCACAUCUGUUUCACAGCCAAGCUAUGUUCAGACUGUUCCCACAGUACUUGUUUCAGGUGAGUGCUUAGUGGAGAAUUAGGCCUAACACUUGUUGUGGUAGGAGAAAUGAAAAAGUAUAAAUUAUCUUCAGAUAUUAGCUGCCUAUGUUGAGCAGAAUUUUGGAAGCUACUUAAACUGCUUUCCGUACAAAUACAGUGGAUGCUGUUGAACUGGAUGUUUACCACCCACGAUAGUUACAUUUGCUGUGGUAUUGAUGUAUUUCAAGCUCUAAAUAUAGAGCGUACUACUGUGUGGUAAGUGCACCUUUUAAUGAGACCUACUGUUGCUAAACAGUGGUUUAAUUUUUAAAGCAGGCUUGCCAAGGAAGAAGCCUUAUAGAAUUACCAAAAUACUCAGAGAAGGGCUCUUAGCAAAUAGGAUGGGAAGACUUUCUAAUGAUGUAUCAGCUUACAUGUGAGGCGGGGAGAGGGGGGGAAUUAAGGUGGUGAUAUGGGCUGUAAGAGUUUUCCCCCCUUGAGUUUACAGCACUUAUAGUUCAAGGCUAAAUAUUCAAAGACGUUUUCUUUUUCUACUCAAUGGAUGAGACACUUGAACUGAAUCUGAAGCUGAUUAUAACAACUAUAUAACAGAUGCUGAAAGAAUCUGUUGGAAUAAUUAAAUGGGUCCUCUGCAAAAAGUACAGACCUUAGACUUCUUGUUUGGUUUGGUUUGUUGUGUUUUGUUGGUUGUUUUUUUAAUCCAUGGGUUGGUUAUGGUUCUUCGUGGCAAUACGCUAUUCCAGGCUGUGACCUCUUGCAUGUUCUACUUGUCUAAGUUGCUAUUUAUUGACUCUCUUCAAUACCAUUUCCUAGAUACCACAGCCUAUCAUGUGCACUGAAUAGUUUCUCACAGCUUUUUUGGCAGUUCUGCCUGAGGUUUCUACCUUUGUUUUCCUCCAAAUUCUGUGUACCAAAUAAACAUGUUACAUUGUUUCAGUAAUCACACACACUUAAGUAAUUCUGUUCCUUGAUUAAUCACAUCUAGUAUGUGUUUCUUGAUGAUUCACAUCUAGUAUGUGGGCUGUGUAACAUAGGGGUUAUUGUACUGAGCUUAUUUUGUCUGUGUAUGCUGUUGCUGCAGUUCAUUUCAGAGGAAUCCAACAAAUAAUGUAAUGAAUAAAUGUGACUUGGUUAUUUGAAAUGUUCACUUUUUCACAUCUGUAACACAAACACCCUUUUGGCAACUCAAAGAUUGAUUUGGGGUGAUAAGAAGGAAAGGAGUACUUUGGUUUGUUCUGGUCCUGAUCUCAUGUUUCAUAUCUGCAUCUGAUCUUCAUCCUUGAAAGGGUGAGAACUGCAUUUUCUGUCCUUUGUCUUGCCUAUAUAGAUUGAAAACUUUGGGAAGUGAUGACUUAUCUUGAGAGCCUGACAUUACUAAUUGCUUUGUCAUCGCUCAGGUCUUCUAGAUGUUGCUGUAGUAUGAGGAGUGAAUAGUAAUUCAUUGUAGAUGGUACAUGGUUGAAUGUCAAAAACAAGUUGUUGCUCAUUCAUUCGGAAAUGAACACCCUGUUUUGUAUGUCAGUGUGCUUUGUUUGCAGAAUAAAACAUUGUACAAAA